AUGGAACAGCACAUUCAAGUCAAAACACAUAGCUUCAAAAAGACCUCCAUGAUGAGUUUCCAAAUUAGUUUCAGUGUGCUCGCAGCUCUUGCUACAAUACUACUCACGACUACUGCCGUAUCAUCCCUUCAUACUCGCCAAACCCAACAAAAUAUCAUCGUCGACCUCACCAAAGGCUAUCAAACCAUUGAUGGGUUCGGAGUGUCCGCCGCUUUUCAACGCGCCAAUCUCAUCGUCAACCUACAAGCGCCAAAGCAGCGCGAAGUCCUUGACUUACUCUUUAACACAACAUCUGGGGCGGGCCUUUCGAUCCUUCGCAAUGGCAUUGGGUCGACCCCUAACAGCAAUAGCGACUACAUGAACACCAUCUUGCCUAAGUGCCCAAGUACGGCUGCUGAAGUGACAGUGGAUUAUGGUGGUUAUGUAUGGGAUGGUAAGGAUAGCGGACAGUUGUUCCUGAGUCAGAGAGCAAAGGAGUACGGUGUUCAGACGUUCUAUGCGAACGCAUGGAGUGCACCAGGAUGUAUGAAGACGAAUGGGCAGGAUACAAAUGGCGGACAACUCUGUGGAGUCUCAGGCACAAACUGCCGCACAGGCCUCUGGCUCCAAGCCUAUGCAAACUACCUCGUCGCAUACGUCAAUUUCUACGCCUCUGCUGGCAUUAUUAUUACACACCUUGGCUUCCUUAACGAACCCGACUUCUCCACCUCGUAUGCCUCCAUGCUAUCCUCUGGCACACAAGCCGCCGAAUUCAUCAAAAUCCUCCGCCCAACACUAGACCGUCACAACCUCUCCAACGUAGGCAUAAACUGCUGCGAAGCCACUGGCUGGACCGUCGCCUCUCAACACGCCUCUCAAAUCGCUGGCUCUGGCGCAGAGCCCAUGCUCUACGCCCUCACAAGUCAUGAAUAUACAUCGCGCAUCACAACUCCGCUCCGCACCGCCGCACGCGUCUGGCAAACAGAGUACUCAGACCUCAGUGGUCGCUGGAGCACGUCAUGGUACUCCAACGGCGGCGCCGGCGACGGAUUCACCUGGGCCAACAACAUCUUUAACGGCGUUGUCAAUGCGAAUCUCAGCGCCUACAUCUUCUGGGAAGGCGUGCAAGACCGCGCAACGAACAACAAUAACAACGAGAAACUCAUACUCGUGGACGGGCAGACCUACCAGGUCAGCAAGCGUCUAUGGGCAUUUGCGCAGUGGCGGGUUGUUAGGCCGAGGGCUGUCAGAGUCGCGGUUACUGGCGGGGGCAAUGUCAAGAGUGCGGCGUUUGUGAAUGAGGAUGGCGGAGUUGCGGUUGUGAUUAUCAACUCUGCAGGUGCUGCGCAAAAUCUUGGUGUUGUGGUGGCAGGAUAUGGAAGUGCUAAGGCGUGGUAUACGGACAACACCCAUGACAUGGUUGCAACGACGGUGACGGUGGGGGGCGAUGGGACGGCGAGUGCGAGUGUGCCUGGUCGGGGUAUGAUUAGUUUCUUGUUUAGAAGGGCAGGCAAUGGGACGGUGGUUUGA
Messenger RNA from Plenodomus lingam JN3, 1509 nucleotides. RefSeq lists its product as uncharacterized. Gene Ontology annotation, molecular function: glucosylceramidase activity. Gene Ontology annotation, biological process: sphingolipid metabolic process. The record is from RefSeq and is a predicted model, not a curated record. Lineage: Eukaryota; Fungi; Ascomycota; Dothideomycetes; Pleosporales; Leptosphaeriaceae.